Closterium sp. NIES-67 is the source of this 560-nucleotide messenger RNA. NCBI's taxonomy places the organism in Eukaryota, Viridiplantae, Streptophyta, Zygnematophyceae, Desmidiales, Closteriaceae. The record is from the annotation of a GenBank genome assembly.
GCACCAAGCCAGAUGCUGCCAUUCUCCGCUCCCCUCCUUCCUCCAAAUCCUGCUCCUCCCCCUCCUCCUUCCUCAGGUGACAUUUACGACCCAGCUGUCCCUGACUCCCCUGCUCACUCUGCCUCAUCGCACCAGCACCAGCAGCAGCAGCAGCAGCAGCAGCAGCAGCAGCAGCAGCAGCAGCAGCAGCAGCAGCAGCAGCAGCAGCAGCAGCACAGCAGCAGCAGCAGCAGCAGAGCAGAAGCAGCAGCAGCAGCAGCAGCAAAGCAGCAGCAGCAGGUGCAGCAGCAGCAGCGGAUGGAGCAGCAGCAGCAGCAGCAGCAGCAGCAGCAGCAGCAGCAGCAGCAGGAGGUGCAGCAGCGGAUGGAGCAGCAGCAGCAGCAGCAGCAGCAACCGCAGGCAGUGCAGCAACAGCAGCCGCAGCAGGAGGUGCAGCAGCAGCACCAGCAGCAGCCACAGCAGCAGCAGCAGCAGCAGCAGCCACUGCAGCAACCUCAUCGGCAUCGCCGCACCACCUCUCCGACCUGGUGAGCUCAAGCACUAUCUGGGCAUGACCAUCA